AUGUUAACGAAUAAAGAAGAGUCUAAUGAGGUGAUCGACGGAAUCAACUAUAGCAGUAACACCACACGACCCUCUCUUAAUUCUUCAUUACCUUCGUUACCACGAAGAAAAUCCUCCGUAUUAGAUAUCUCUAGUUUAUUAUGCGACUUACCUUCUUCUCCAUCUCCGGCUUACGAUUCUUCUAUCGAUGGGGAUAGUAGCAUGGAUGACUUGUCAACAACAAGUCAACUUGGUGAUACUGAAUCCUUGGAUUCUCCACGUUCUUGUCACAAUGUUCGCGUUGUAUCAACUCCUGAUACCUCUCCUCCUCUCUCUCCUCCUGUCGUAGAAAAAGAUGAAAAACCUUCAAUCGUUAAUUUACCUCAUGAUAAUAUGAGAUAUCAGGCUUGGAAUAAACGUCCUCACGGUAAUCAGCACGGUAAUCAGGAUGCUCCAAUUGUUAGACCUGUACUACCUUCAAUUAAAACUUUCGCUUCAUCUCCUAAUCUGAGAUCUGAUAUUAAUGGUAACUCCGACUUACCUCAUAUUACAAAUUGUGAAAAUGGGAAUCUGGAUUCCCGAAAGUCUUCUUGGAAUCAUAAUCAACAUCUUGAACAAUUUGCUGCCUUUACUUCAGAAACUUAUCGUUCUUCUUCUUCUGAUUCUUCAAUAAAACCUCAUUUUCAUCAUCGACAGCAGCAAUUUCAUCAAUCUGAAUCUGUAAAUAAUCCAAGUUCUCAUAGUUCUCAUAAUUCUCACAAUAUGUCAUCACAUCUCUCUCACCAUUUAGUGAGACGAUCUUCUUUUGAUGUGGUUCAAACUCGUUACAACCCAUAUCCUUCAACUUCUCAUCAAUAUACUCAUCAACGUUUAUUACCUUCUGUUGAUCAGAGGCGUCACUCGGAUUUAUCGGGUUUCACUUCUUCACGUGGUUUGGGUCAUGUUCAUGAUCAUUCAUACCUUAACCAUUCCCCUAAUACUCAUUAUUCACCUUAUGCUGAUAGAACUUCAUCUGCUUCAGCUUAUUCUGUUCAUACUAAUGCCAAUCAACUUAAAGUUCUUAAUGAUGUAUUUGCCAGAACAUUUUUCCCUUCUACUGAAUUACGUAUUCAAUUGGGUAAAGAAUUGGGUAUGGCGCCGAGAACCGUACAAAUUUGGUUCCAAAAUAAGCGUCAAAGCUGGCGCAGUAAAACACGCGCCACUUCAAGUUCAUCAAUUAAAGAUGAAGAUGGUCAAGUUGAAAAUGAUAUGGUAAAAAAAUCAACAAAUUCUAGAAGAUCAAGUAAUUCGGGUUCUUCCUCUGACAUUGAUGAAGAUGAACAAGAACGACGAUCGAUACCAGAUUCACCUAUGUAG
Molecule: messenger RNA, 1335 nt
Organism: Racocetra fulgida
Lineage: Eukaryota; Fungi; Glomeromycota; Glomeromycetes; Diversisporales; Gigasporaceae
Source: the annotation of a GenBank genome assembly